Molecule: messenger RNA, 2303 nt
Organism: Impatiens glandulifera
Lineage: Eukaryota; Viridiplantae; Streptophyta; Magnoliopsida; Ericales; Balsaminaceae
Product: glutamyl-tRNA reductase 1, chloroplastic-like
Exons: 6
Coding region: 6-2303 (765 amino acids)
Biological process (GO): tetrapyrrole biosynthetic process
Molecular function (GO): glutamyl-tRNA reductase (NADP+) activity; NADP binding
Source: RefSeq, a predicted model, not a curated record
CAGCGAUGGCGAUGGCUGUUUCUGCUGCUGCACUUUCCGGCGUGAAAUUCGAUACACUUCUCGUAAGUAAUGCUUCCAUAUCGACGAUCUCCUCUUCCCAAAUUCGUCUUUUCUUUAAGCCGAUUCGAGCUGCUAGGAUCUUCAAUAGAAAGAUUGGUUCGACAAUACGAUGUGAAGUAUCUUCCAAUGUAGCUAUUCAAGAUGGAGAUAAAUCUGAUUCGGAUUCGGAGAGACUCUCUAGUUCUCCAUCUUCUUCUUCUCUAUCUGCUCUCGAACUUCUCAAGACAUCCGAGGCAGAAAGAUACACAAAAGAAAAGAGCAGCAUCAUUGUCAUUGGGCUCAGUAUUCACACAUCACCAGUAGAAAUGCGGGAAAAACUUGCAAUUCCUGAGGAAGAAUGGCCUCGAGCAAUUGGAGAGCUUUGUAGCUUAAACCACAUUGAAGAAGCUGCAGUUCUUAGCACUUGUAACAGGAUGGAAAUAUAUGUCAUGGCUUUGUCCCAACAUCGGGGUGUUAAAGAAGUCACGGAAUGGAUGUCAAAUACGAGCGGCGUUCCAGUUUCAGAAAUCUGCCAGCAUCGGUUUCUUUUAUAUAACAGAGACGCCACUCAUCAUAUUUUUGAAGUAUCCGCCGGUUUAGACUCGUUGGUCCUUGGAGAAGGUCAAAUCCUUGCGCAGGUCAAGCAAGUUGUUAAGAUCGGGCAAGGAAUUGUGGGUUUCGGUAGAAACAUCAGCAGGCUAUUCAAGCACGCGAUAACAGUCGGUAAGCGUGUUAGAACUGAAACAAACAUAGCCUCAGGUGCGGUCUCCGUUAGCUCAGCCGCUGUCGAGCUAGCCCUGAUGAAACUCCCGGAAUCCUCUCACACCACCGCUAGAAUGUUAGUAAUCGGCGCUGGAAAAAUGGGUAAGCUCGUAAUCAAACACCUCGCAGCCAAAGGCUGCACCAAAAUAACAGUGGUUAACCGAUCCGAGAACAGAGUAUCCGCCAUCCGCGACGAAUUGAGCGGAAUAGUAGACAUAUUGUACGAACCUCUCUCGAAUAUAAUGUCCUGCGCGGCGGAAGCCGAUGUUAUCUUCACCAGCACGGCCUCUGAAAAGCCUCUGUUCUUGAAAGAAGACGUGUCCGAAUUCCCUCCUCCGGUUGGUGGGUACAGGCUGUUCAUCGACAUAUCGGUUCCUAGAAACGUGGGUUCUUGCGUUGGGGAUGUUGAGGGGACGAGGGUUUAUAAUGUGGAUGAUUUGAAGGAAGUGGUGGCUGCUAAUAAAGAAGAUAGGGUUCGGAAAGCCAUGGAAGCUGGAACGAUUAUUGAGGAGGAAACUAAAGAGUUUGAGGCGUGGAGAGAUUCGUUGGAGGUGGUGCCGACGAUAAAGAACCUGAGGGCUUAUGGGGAGAGGAUAAGAACGGUUGAGUUUGAAAAAUGUGUUAGUAAAAUGGGGGGUGAGGAAUUGGGGAUGAAGACGAGAAGGGCGGUUGAUGAUUUGAGCAGGGGAAUAGUGAACAAGCUUCUUCAUGGUCCAAUGCAACAUCUUAGGUGCGAUGGGAGUGAUAGCGAAACGCUUAGCGAAACCCUAGAGAAUAUGCACGCGUUGAAUCGAAUGUUUAGUCUCGAUACCGAGAUUCAGGGAAUAGUGAAGAAGCUUCUUCAUGGUCCAAUGCAACAUGGUGCGAUGGGAGCGAUAGCACCUGAAAAGUAUCCAUCUAAGAAAGAAGCUCAAAAUAAGGCAGCUAAACUUGCUUAUGAUCAACUCACCAGUUCGGACCAGACCAUCAAUCCGAUUCCUGAUCAAGUCCUUCCCGUAUGUUUGCCCUCAGAUGCACGACAUAUGUACAAACUACUUUUGCAAGGUUAUGCACAAAAGAGAAAAAUGGGGUUUCCUGAGUAUUCAUCUGAUUGUGAAAGUCCAUAUCUUUCCAAACCCUACAAAGCCAAAGUCACAUUUGGAGGGGAAGUUUAUGAAAGUCCAAAGAUGUAUCGGUCAGUUAAAGAGGCUGAAAUUGCUGCUGCGGCAGUUGCUUGUGAAUUGUUAUUACAAAAUGACAUUCACGAAGAAGAACUUAUCGUAUACAAACCACUUCUACAAGAGAUGUGCACGAAGAAAGGUUUAACCUUGAAAUUUGUGACAACAACAAUGGACAGGAAUAACUUUAUUUCCAGUGUUGAAAUCGACGGGAGGAUUUUUCAUGGGCAAACAAUUGCAACUAAAAAGAAGGCAGAGAUGAAAGCUGCCAAGGUUGCAUAUACUACUAUGAAUCAAGAAUGUAAGAACAUUGUGAUUAUCAGUUUUGUCAAUUUGAAUUGCUAA